Vitis vinifera (wine grape) is the source of this 1511-nucleotide messenger RNA. Its product is annotated as remorin 4.1. Lineage: Eukaryota; Viridiplantae; Streptophyta; Magnoliopsida; Vitales; Vitaceae. The transcript is spliced from 2 exons. The record is from RefSeq and is a predicted model, not a curated record. Bases 306 to 1121 code for a protein of 271 amino acids.
UCUAUAUUUUAAAAAUAAAGAAGGUGAAAUGAAAUAUGAAACAUAAACCAGGGCAAAACCAAGAUAUAAAAAAGGAGAAGGGCACUUAAACAAAACUAAAGUCUCAUCUCACUCUCACAUCAGGUCUAUUUACGUUGUCCAUUUUCACUUCACCUUUUCCUUGGAGAAUUCUUCUUCCUCUCUUCUUCAUGGUGUGUAUGUGGCUCAUACUAACAGAGCAAAAAUAUUAGACUAGUGAUCAAACACUUUACUCUUUCGCCUUCCCUCCAUCACGACUAUUGCAACGCAUACCCAGUCUUUCUGCUAUGUUGAGUAUUGAUUACAGAGCUUCUACCAGCAAUGGAGACGAGGACCAUGACGAUGAAGAGAUCAGAGACAUCCAUGCUCUAACCCCACCUCCCCCUCCUCCUCCUCCACAGGUUAGCCGUGGCCGUAGAAGAGAGGCUUGGGAGACUAGCAGCCAUCGGUCCUCUUCCUUAUCUACAACAAGCGAAGGAGCUUCAAGUGAGAAUUUUACAAGCAUGAGCAGGGAAUUCAAUGCACUACUGAAUAUGGCAGGGUCGGCUAUUGGGAACAAUGGUAAUGAAAAUGAUGGUGGGGGUGCCGGAAACAACUUGGGUAGGAUUGGGGAGGAGGAGAUGCCGGAGGAGACGAACCCGUUGGCUAUCGUGCCGGACACUAGUUUGUUGGACCCUGUCCCGUCUCCAAGACAUGUGGCUGCAGGUGCAGGUGGGCUUUCGACUACGAGUAGUCACAGUGAGGUGUCUGUGCAGAGGGUGAAGAAGGAGGAGGUGGAUGCAAAGAUUUCAGCAUGGCAGACUGCGAAGAUCGCCAAGAUUAAUAAUCGGUUUAAGAGGGAGGACGCCAUAAUCAACGGCUGGGAGAGUGAAGAGGUUCAGAAAACCACAUCAUGGAUGAAGAAAGUCGAGAGGAAGCUGGAGGAGAAAAGAGCAAGAGCCUUAGAGAAGAUGCAGAAUGACGUGGCAAAAGCACACAGAAAAGCAGAGGAAAGGAGGGCAUCAGCUGAGGCUAAGAGGGGAACCAAAGUGGCUAGGGUUCUUGAACUAGCCAACUUGAUGAGAGCCGUUGGAAGGGCUCCAGUCAAGCGGUCCAUCUUUUGAGUCCUACCAUGCUAUAUGAUACUUGAUUUCUACAACAUUUAUAAAUACUUCAAUACAAGGACACAUAAUAAUUGCCCCUAAUAUAUAAGGGUCCCUUCGUAUUUUGAACUAUAAGGGUACCCUACAUAUAUGUAUAUGGGAUUGGGGCAAUGGGAACUGCAGGUUGAGUGUUUUGUUUCUUCAAUGGUUCAGUUUUCCUCUUGAUGCAUCAUCAUCGACCUUGCUUCUCAAGACCAGUCACAGACACACUGUGAUUGGUCACAGGCGGAGCCGGGAUUCGCAAACCAAGGGCAAAAGUGAACCAACUUCGAUGACUGUGUGAUGAUUUUGAAAAGGGUUUGGUCUUGUACAGUUGCUUGUAAUUUUGCAAUGGAAUUGUAUUAUUAGCUA